AAUCUUAAUCCUUUAUAACGCCAUGGCUCGUUUGUCGUUCAAUACAUUAAUCGUCCUAGUAGGACUGCUUGUUUUUGGGAUGUGGGCAUGCGAAGUCACAUCCCGAACUCUAAACGAAGAGAACAUGAUACAAAGGCACGAACAAUGGAUGGCACGCUACGGGCGUGCAUAUAAAGAUGAUUUGGAGAAAGAAACACGUUUCAAGAUAUUCAAGAACAAUGUGGCCUACAUAGAAGCAUUCAACAAUGCUGGCAAUCGCGCCUAUAAGCUUAGUGUUAAUGAGUUUGCGGACCAAACAAAUGAAGAGUUUAAGGCCACUCGUAAUGGAUUCAAGUUCCCAUCCACACCAAGAUCUGGUCAAACCACGCCCUUCAGGUAUGAAAAUGUGACCGCGGUUCCAUCUAGCAUUGAUUGGAGGAAGAAAGGAGCCGUUACCCCGAUCAAGGAUCAAGGCCAAUGCGGAAGCUGUUGGGCGUUUUCAACAAUAGCUGCUACCGAAGGAAUUACAGGAAUCACCACGGGAAAACUGAUUUCACUCUCUGAGCAAGAACUUGUGGACUGUGACAGGAGUGGUGAAGACCAAGGGUGUGAAGGCGGAUACAUGGAUGAUGGGUUUGAUUUUAUAGUAAAAAACAAAGGGAUAAACACGGAGGCUGCAUAUCCUUACGAAGCAGCGGAUGGAACUUGCAAUGCAAAGAAAGAAGGUGUUGCUGCAGCCAAGAUCACGGGACAUGAGGAUGUACCUGCCAACAGCGAGGCGGCACUGUUGAAGGCUGUGGCUAUGCAGCCUGUCUCUGUUGCCAUUGACGCGGGGGAGGCUGACUUCCAGUUUUACUCGAGUGGUGUUUUCAAUGGAACUUGUGGUACUGAACUGGACCAUGGGGUUACAGCUGUUGGGUAUGGAAUUAGCGAUGAUGGCAUCAAGUACUGGCUCGUGAAGAACUCAUGGGGCACGGUUUGGGGUGAAGAAGGAUACAUUAGGAUGCAGAGAGAUGUUGAAGCUAAAGAAGGGUUAUGUGGAAUUGCUAUGAUGGCUUCUUAUCCAACCGCUUGAUACACAGUUGUAUAUAUAUACCCAAAACUAGCACAUUGAUGUUAAAUAUGCUUCCAAUUGUGUCAUGAAAUGUUGGGGACUGUUUGUAAAACUCAGUGUACCUGUAUGUAAAUAGAAGGGUUAUGUGGAAUUUGAUGUAUUUUAUAAAAAAUGUUUACAUGUA
Molecule: messenger RNA, 1217 nt
Organism: Helianthus annuus (common sunflower)
Lineage: Eukaryota; Viridiplantae; Streptophyta; Magnoliopsida; Asterales; Asteraceae
Product: senescence-specific cysteine protease SAG39
Exons: 2
Coding region: 23-1054 (343 amino acids)
Cellular component (GO): lysosome
Molecular function (GO): cysteine-type endopeptidase activity
Source: RefSeq, a predicted model, not a curated record